AAUCAGGGAAUAAGUUAUCCCUGAAUUCUAUAAGAGAAGGUGGGAGGAGAAGUGCGAAGUUUGUCGGUUUGGCGUCGGGUGAAUUGAUGGUGGUGACCAUGACCUCCUGGAAGCUUCUUUCGACCCUGGGCCUCCUGUGUGUCUUGCUAUGCAUCUGUCCGACGAUGGAACUGGACACGGUGUCCUCUGUGUCGCCUUUGCCAACUCCUGCUCCGUCAUGUUCUGAUUUCACUGGAAAGAAAUGUGAAAUGUGUAUAAAAAAUACUGCAUGUCUUUGGUGCAGUCCAAAUUCUACUUGUAUGGAUUAUCCUGUAAACAAAAUAAUUCCGCCAUCAUCAUUGUGUUCACUUACGAAGUCUUACUGGGUAAUAUGUUGGGCAAGUUUGGAAGCAAUCGUCAUCGCUAUAGGUGUUGUAGUAGGCAUCAUUCUGGUGUUUAUAAUUUGUUGCUCCUAUUAUUGCUGUCGCAGAUGUUGCAGAUGUCGCCGGAAGUCUGAAAGGAGAGUAACUAGUGAAGAAGAAGAAACAUUUAUUGGAGAUCGGGAAGAAAAACGACUGCAACAUGCUCAGCGGAAACAUGAAAGAAAAGCGAAAUAUGAUGAACUACGCAAAAAAUAUGGUCUGCUCCAGGAUUCCGACCAUCCCUAUAGUAGAUAUGAAAAUGAAUGAAAAAAUAGUACUGCUGCCUUAAAACAAAACAUUGUUUUCAUUGCACCAAAUUUGUACAUAAAUAUUCAGUAGAACUU
Messenger RNA from Pseudonaja textilis, 745 nucleotides. RefSeq names its product PTTG1IP family member 2 (gene PTTG1IP2). The record is from RefSeq and is a predicted model, not a curated record. Gene Ontology annotation, cellular component: nucleus; cytoplasm. Lineage: Eukaryota; Metazoa; Chordata; Lepidosauria; Squamata; Elapidae. Gene Ontology annotation, biological process: protein import into nucleus.